Molecule: messenger RNA, 756 nt
Organism: Arctia plantaginis
Lineage: Eukaryota; Metazoa; Arthropoda; Insecta; Lepidoptera; Erebidae
Source: the annotation of a GenBank genome assembly
AUGAAUAUACAAGUGGCAAAUAAAAGUAGUUUUCUGAUAUUUUUUGUAAUAUUUAUAUGCCAUUAUGGAAACGCUAAAUUAGCACCGGACUAUAUUCACCCUUGCAGCGAUACCUCCAGGGAAUGCCUUAUAAAAGCCACACAAGAUGCAAUCCCUGGAGUUGUCAAAGGUAUACCGGAGCUCGGUGUUCCAUCCAUGGAUCCUAUGACAUUUGACAAACUGACCAUUUCUCUGAACAAUUUAACAUUUAAUUUUUACAAUGGGAAAAUGACAGGCUUCAAGAAAUGUGUCGUUGAUAACAUUGUAUCACUCUUAGACAAGCGUAAGUUCUUGUUGGCCUUCCACUGCAAUCUGACAUUAAAAUCUACAUAUGACGCCAAGGGGCAGUUCCUCCUAUUUGCCAUUGAUGGCGGUGGCGAUGCUAUGGUAAAAUUAACCAAUCUCAAAAUGAACCUUGAUAUCAAUACAAAAUACAUCAAAGAUAAAAAUAACAUAGAUUACUUCAGUAUUAAAAAUUAUAAAUACACUUUCGAUUACGGCGAUCAUGUCUUCUUCGAUUUCAAAAAUCUCUUCAAGGGGAACAAGCAACUUAGUGACGCAGUACUGCAAGUCCUAAAUCAAAACUGGAGAACGGUUGUUCAGGAUUUCGGAAAACCAUUCCUAGAUUUUGCAGUAGGGUAUUCUGUAAAUACUAUGAAAAAGUUCUUCCACUCAAUACCUUAUAAUGAAUUGAUCUAUGUGCCCAUACCUUUGUAA